Medicago truncatula (barrel medic) is the source of this 2520-nucleotide messenger RNA. RefSeq names its product lupeol synthase. The record is from RefSeq and is a predicted model, not a curated record. Lineage: Eukaryota; Viridiplantae; Streptophyta; Magnoliopsida; Fabales; Fabaceae. The transcript is spliced from 17 exons. Gene Ontology annotation, biological process: triterpenoid biosynthetic process. Gene Ontology annotation, molecular function: intramolecular transferase activity. Bases 48 to 2339 code for a protein of 763 amino acids. Gene Ontology annotation, cellular component: lipid droplet.
CAUAAGAAAGGAAGAAGAGAAGAGUAGUAUCAUAGUGAAAAGAAAAUAUGUGGAAGUUGAAGAUAGGAGAAGGUGGAGAAAGGUUGAUUUCCUUAAACAAUUUCAUAGGACGUCAACAUUGGGAAUUCGAUCCAAAUGCUGGAACUCAACAAGAACGUGAUGAGAUAGAAAGGCUACGACAUGAAUUCACCAAAAAUCGAUUUUCCAACAAACAAAGUGCUGAUCUCUUCAUGAGAAUGCAGCUCAAAAAGGAGAACCAAUGUGGCCUAAUUCCACCGGCAGUUAAAUUGAGAGAUAAAGAUAUUAUUACUGAGGAAGCAUUGAUUACUACGAUUAGAAGGUCUAUAAGUUCAUAUGCCUCCAUCCAGGCCCAUGAUGGACACUGGCCUGCAGAAGCUGCUGGCUCUUUGUUUUUUGUUCAACCUUUGGUAAUGGCCCUCUAUAUUACAAGAUCUAUUGAUGAGGUUUUAGGUCAUGAACAUAAGAAGGAAAUUGUUCGGUAUUUAUAUAAUCAUCAGAAUAAAGAUGGUGGAUGGGGGUUGCAUAUAGAGGGUCACAGCACAAUAUUUGGAUCUGCAUUGAGCUAUAUUGCAUUGAGAAUACUUGGAGAAGGGCCUGAAGAUGGUGAAAAUAUGGAAAUGGAUAGAGGUAGAAGAUGGAUCCUUGACCAUGGUGGUCUCGUCGGUAUUCCAUCAUGGGGAAAGUUAUGGGUCACGGUACUUGGAGUUCAUGAGUGGUCAGGUUGCAAUCCAGUUCCACCAGAGUUUUGGCUACUUCCCAAAUUCUCACCUCUUAAUCCAGGGAAAAUGUUGUGCUACUGUCGAUUGCUCUACAUGCCCAUGUCAUAUUUAUAUGGGAAGAAGUUUGUGGGCCCUAUCACAGGCCUAAUUAGAUCACUAAGAGAAGAAUUGUAUAAUGAGUCUUAUGAUCAAAUCAACUGGAAUAAAGCCCGAAACACUGUUGCUAAGGAGGAUCUUUACUGCCCACGUCCUCUAGUUCAAUAUAUGGUAUGGGGGUUGCUUUAUCAUGUUGGAGAGCCUUUGCUGAAUUACUGGCCUUUUUCGAAGCUUAGACAUAGUUCAUUACAAAUUGCAAUAAAUCAUAUACGUUAUGAGGAUGAAAAUGGAAGAUAUAUUGGGGUUGGAAGCGCAGUGAAGGCCUUAUGUUUAUUGGCGCAUUGGGUUGAUGACCAAGACUCAGAGGCAUAUAAACAUCAUUUAGCCCGUAUCCCUGAUUUCUUCUGGGUCGCUGAAGAUGGCUUAAAAAUCCAGGGCUUUGGUUGUCAGACAUGGGAUGCAGCAUUUUCUAUACAAGCAAUAGUUGGUUGUAACGUAAGUGAGGAGUAUGGUCGCACACUUCGAAAAGCACAUGAAUUUCUGAAGGCUUCACAGGUGGUUGAUAACCCAUCAGGUGAUUUUAGGGCAAUGUACAGACACAUUAGCAAAGGAGCAUGGACAUUUUCAAUACAAGAUGAAGGUUGGCAAGCCUCUGACUGCACUGCAGUAGGACUCAAGGCUGCACUCUUGUUGUCACAAAUGCCAAGUGAUCUUGUUGGAGAAAAAUUGGAAACAGAGAGAUUAUACGAUGCUGUUAAUGUCAUCCUCUCUCUACAAAGUGGUAAUGGUGGUUUCCCCGCUUGGGAGCCUCAAAAGGCAUAUCGCUGGUUAGAGAAACUCAAUCCAAGUGAAGUCUUUGAAGAUAGCCUGGUUGAGAAGGAGUACGUUGAAUGCACUGGAUCUGCAUUACAAGCUCUUGCUCUCUUCACAAAACUAUAUCCAAAACAUAGAACAAAGGAAAUACAUAACUCCAUUGCCAAAGCAAUCAGUUACAUCGAACACACACAAAAUCCUGACGGCUCCUGGUACGGAUGUUGGGGAAUUUGCUAUUUGUAUGGUACAUGGUUUGCAGUGGAGGGGUUAUCAGCUUGUGGAAAGAACUACCAUAAUAGUCCUUCCUUGCAAAAGGCUUGUAAAUUUUUGUUGUCAAAGCAGCUUCCUAAUGGAGGAUGGGGAGAAAGUUACUUGUCAUGCCAAAACAAGGUUUAUACAAAUCUAGAAGACAAUCGUGCAAAUUUGGUUCAAACUUCGUGGGCUUUGUUGUCCCUUAUUGGUGCAGGGCAGGCUGAAAUAGAAGCUACACCUAUACACCAUGGAAUGAAAUUACUAAUCAAUUCACAAAUGGACGAUGGAGACUUCCCACAACAGGAAUCAACAGGAGCAUUUAUGAAGAACUGCACCACCAACUAUUCAUCAUAUCGAAACAUAUUUCCCAUAUGGGCUAUGGGAAAGUAUCGACAACAAGUAUUGUCUGCACAUACACAACCAAAUGCCACAACUUGACUUCAAUAAUUUUAUUACAAUUUAUUUGAAUUUAUAUUUUCCAAGCUUUUAAAACUUGUCAAUCUAAGCAUAUUCAUUAAGAAAUGUAAUUUGUUGUUAGUAAUGUGUUAAAUAUUUUUCUCAAAUUCAGGUUAGUAAUGUUGAGAAAGUAAACUUUUAUAUUAUUUUGCGAAAGUCAUUA